Radiomyces spectabilis is the source of this 2277-nucleotide messenger RNA. RefSeq names its product VTC domain-containing protein. The record is from RefSeq and is a predicted model, not a curated record. Gene Ontology annotation, cellular component: vacuolar transporter chaperone complex; fungal-type vacuole membrane. The transcript is spliced from 3 exons. Lineage: Eukaryota; Fungi; Mucoromycota; Mucoromycetes; Mucorales; Radiomycetaceae. Bases 1 to 2277 code for a protein of 758 amino acids.
AUGAAAUUUGGAGCUCAAUUGAAGGAUGCGAUAUAUCCUGACUGGAAACCGUACUACCUCGACUAUGACGGCCUGAAACGCAAGUUGAGAAAGGCCGAAAAGGAUAGACCAUUCACUGAAAAAGACGAAACCGAGUUUGUCGAGAUGCUCGAUAACAACCUUGAAAAGGUGUACGCUUUUCAGCAGGAAAAGAUGAAGGAAAUUCGCAAUCGUACGGAUGAAUGGGCCAACAAGAUUGCAUCGGAUAUCUCGCCUGAAGGCUCCGUAGCUGAAAUGGCGGAAAUUCAGGAAAACAUCAAUGAAAUUGCUGACGAUAUCAAUCGCUUGGCUCGAUUUUCGCGUCUCAAUUAUACCGGAUUCCUUAAAAUGGUCAAGAAACAUGAUCGUCACACCGCCUAUGUGCUUAGACCCAUGUUCAUGGUGCGAUUGAAUCAGUGCCCUUUCUGGAAUGAAAACAACGAUGCUAUUCUCAUCAAACUAUCCGAACUCUUUGAUCAAGUACGCCGGGGCGGUCGUACCAUGUCGUUCAAAGCUUCUUCCAGUGUAUUAAAGGAGCAGGGCAUUAGAUUGGACGGUCGUCGUACCGUGGUCAAACGGUUCUUUGUUCAACCUGAAAAUGUCCUCGAAUUGAAAACUUAUGUGCUCCGCCAUUUGCCCGUCCUCGUCUACCGCGACAACAGUACCAAGAAAGACAAUAUUGAUCCUCCCAUUUCGUCCUUGUAUCUGGACAACGCCGAUCUCGAUGCUUACAAUUCACGUGUGGAAUCCGCUCAAGGGUCGGAAGUCAUUCGAUUGCGUUGGUACGGUUCUGCCAAGAACAACCGUCUCAUUGCCGUGGAAAGACGCGCACUCGCGGAAGAAAACCGUGGCGAACUCAAAGAUCGCUUCAUCAUCAAGGAUAAAUACAUUGACGGUUACCUGCAUGGUGAUCAAACCUUUAUCCAAAAAUCGGUGCAAAAAAUGCGAAACAGUGGUCGUUCCGAGGAAGACGUCAGCCGCUAUGAACACCUCGUCACAGAUAUUCAACGAACCAUUCUCGAAAAGGAAAUGCAACCCAUGCUGAGAACGUAUUAUAAACGUACGGCGUUUCAGAUUCCGGGUGAUAAGAGUGUGCGUAUGGCGUUGGACACGGAUUUAUGUUUCAUUCGGGAGGAUUCCAAGCUGUUUCCCAACGAUCCAGUGGUGCGACGAUCGGAAGGUCAGUGGCGACGUCCGGAUGUCGAUACCAACUUUCCCUUUACGAAUCUGAAAGACGACGGUGAAAUCAAUCGAUAUCCCUUCGCGACGUUUGAGAUCAAAUUGGAUUUGGCAUCCGAUGAAAAAGAACCGGAAUGGGUCGAGGAUUUGCAGGAAAGCGGCAUUCUGGAAGAAGCAUUUGAUUUUAGCAAAUUCGUUCACGGUAUUGCCGUCAUGUUUGAUACCCGGGUUGCUUUGCUUCCGUACUGGCUCGCGCAGAUGGACAGCGACCUGAAAGAGUUACCCGUACUUCCAUCGCAAAUCCCCUCUGUCGGCAAAAAGUUGCCCAAAGGAAAGGGUCGUGCCAUACCCUUGAAAGGUGAAGAGGAAGGACAAGAUGAACAAGAAGCCAAUACCGUCGAACCAGUGCAGUCGCCCACGGGUGACGUCCGCGUCAACAUGGGCCGCACGUCAGCCUCCUCCACCACGGGGUCCCCUGCUGCCGCUGAACCUACCGAACGUACCUCGCUUCUGGGACGUCAAGCGCGUUCGUCCACGACUUCUUACAUGGGAAUCAACCGAUCCGUGAAUGAACCUCACGCGUCUGAAGCAACGUGGAAGGACAAAUUGCAAGCGAUGCCAAAAACGAUUGGACAGACUUUCCACCAAUGGUUCGGUCAUCCCACUGCCGGGGCCGACAAAGCAAGGGAACCAGUGAUUCUACCUCCUGGUGUCAAGGUGCCGAAAAAAGUCAUUACGCCAUUGCGUGUGGAACCUAAAGUGUUUUUCGCCAACGAACGUACCUACUUUUCAUGGAUGUCACUGGGGACGUUAAUGGCCACUUUUUCCAUUGCGUUGUUCAAUGCCGGUGAUGCUGUGGGCAAAAUCAGUGGUGUCGUGUAUACACUGGUGUCGCUGUCCACGCUGUUGUAUGGUAUGGGUCUUUACUACCGUCGUCGCGAGCUGAUCCGUGCUCGAGCUUCCGGUCCCUACGACGAUAUCACUGGUCCUACUGCUAUUUGCCUCGCCCUGUUAUUCGCUGUGGCAUUGAAUGCCUAUCUCAAGUUCACCAUCCAUUCCCCUUCCUUAUUCUACCUUUAA